UUAUCCCGGGGUGAGAGUAACCGAACCGAAUUCCGAUUUUUCAAUUUUUCUCAAACCAAAGAAUUGGUUUUUUGGUUUUCUCUUCAAUUUUAGUACAGUUUUUUUUCUUCUUCUCAAUUGUUAUUGUUAUUUAAUUAUUAUUAUUAUUAUAAUUAUUUGAAAAUUAUAUUAUUCUUGUAAAAGUGAAAUAGAUUAAUAAUACUAUUAUACAAAUAAAUCUAUUUACGUACAACAAACAUAUAAAAUCUUAUAUAAGAUUGAUACAUACACAACUCAUUCUCAAUCCAUCUCGUUUUUUUUUAUAUAUUUAUAUUUAUAUAUAUAAAUAUAUAUAAUUUUUGUUAUAUGUUAUUAUGGCAGAAUGGAUUUUAGAUAUUUCUGAUCCAUUAUAUGAGGAACCAUUUCGUGCUCGUAGUCACACUUGGCCUCUACCACCUACUAGUUUAUCAAUUAAAUCGGAAGAAGAUGGUCUUUCCGAUCCAAAUAACAACAAUAAUAUCUCUUUGAGUGGUGGUGAAGUGUCCAGCGGUGAAAUUAAACCAAAUGGAAAUUCAAGUGAUAAUAGUGGUCAUAAGAAAAAUUCUUCUCGACGAAAUGCUUGGGGUAAUAUGUCUUAUGCUGACCUUAUUACCCAAGCAAUUCAAAGUUCUUCGGAGAAAAGGUUAACCUUAUCUCAAAUAUAUGAUUGGAUGGUACAAAAUGUUCCAUAUUUUAAGGAUAAAGGUGAUUCAAAUUCUUCUGCUGGUUGGAAGAAUUCUAUUAGACACAACUUAUCUCUUCACAAUCGAUUCAAACGAGUUCAAAACGAGGGAACAGGUAAAAGUUCCUGGUGGGUAAUCAAUCCGGAAGCUAAACCGGGUAAAGCUGCAAGACGACGGGCUGCCAGCAUGGAGACGCAAAAGUAUGAAAAGAAACGAGGUCGAGUCAAAAAGAAGGUCGAAGCUCUUCGCAAUGGUACUAUUCUUGAUGAUAAAGCAUCUCCUGGUUCGUCUGUUUCUGAAGGUUUAGAUAUGUUCCCGGAAUCACCCCUUCAUCAUGGUUUUCAAUUAAGUCCUGAUUUUCGACCUCGAGCCUCGUCUAAUGCCAGUUCUUGUGGUAGACUUUCCCCAAUCAUAAUUGAAUCAGAUUUACAUGAUGAUCACGCUCCUUCCUUGUCCCCAAUAUCCUCAUGGAACUCAGAUUUACGUUUAUAUAAUACCAAUGAUGUUCAAGAUACGUACACGGAAAAGUUGGUUGAAAUGGCAAACACCAUGAAACUUGGUGGUCCUAGUUACAGUUCGAAUAGUCCAAAUUCACCUCAGUCUCAAACACAACAGCAGCAACAAUCAUCACAACUUCAUCAUCAUCUUCAGUCUCAACAAAGUGGUUCAUCUUCAUCUCCAAGCAGCAAUUCUUUGACCAAAUCAUACACCAAUUUAAACUGUUUUGGUGCUACAGGAUCAAAUCUUACUUAUUCAACUACCUCCAUUUCUUGUAACUCUAUAAAUCAAUCAUCUGGUGAUGGAUCAGAUGUUAAUUCAAGUCCAAACGGACCAAUCUUGUUAGAUUGUAAUUCCUCUGAAUCAUAUUUUACAUCAACUAAUACGAUAGACAGUAACAUCACAUUGACCACAUUAAAUACAAUUAACAACAAUACAAGUACAAGAAGUCCAAACAAGCCAAUAAUUAAUUCCGAGGCAACAACUUUUGGCGCCAAUCAAAAUAGUGCCAACAGUUCAUUCAGCUCGUCAAACAUGUCACCCUCUCUGUCUCCCAGUCAAUCAAUGGAUUUACUUUCCAGUUCAAAUCAAGUAAACAGUCCAUUGAGUAAUAACAAUAAUUUCGGCUCAAAAAGUAGUCAACAAAAUCAAUCACAAUCAAGCAAUCGUCAAUUAACCUCCCAAAAUAGAGGAUUUGGAUCCACUGGUUUGGAUAAUGAUACUCUUCGUCGACUCAAUAACAAUUCAAAAUUAUUAGGGUCACUUUCAUCACUUGGAACCACAGCCUCCCAGGUGAUGGGUCACAUACUGUCCUUUAACAAUCCAUUGCCUAACGAUUUGGAUUUAAAUAUGGACUCAUUACAGGGAGGCUUAGAAUGUGAUGUAGAUCAAGUAAUAAGACACGAAUUAUCCGUCGAGGGUAAUCUUGAUUUUAAUUUUGAAUCAAUGCAAGCCUCAGAUGAUAAUUCAAUCCAAGGAUUAAAUGGUACUUUUCGUUCCAGCCAAAUGUCCAACAUCUAAGUGAUUCUAAUAUUGAUUUGUUUUCUCUUCAUCUUUUUUUUGUUCGUUGUUAUUUCAACACACAAAUACACCUUAACACCACCCAAAACGCCUUACUCUCUCUCUCUCUAUCACACAUACAUACACACUAACAUUUACCAUUCAUAAAUAUAUAUAAUUUAUAUAUUUACCUGUGCUACAACAAAACUUACCUUUAAAAUCCCCUGAAAACAAAAACGAUAGGAAAUCUAUUUUAAACGUAAAUCUGUAGUUACACUUAAUUGUUACCACACACAUAUAGCUCAUAUUGACAGUUAAUCAUCAUGAUCAAAUGGAUUAACUGUCCAUGUGAAUAAGACGAAGUGAAAAAAAAGACUUAUAAAUAUCAAUUAAUCCAAAAUUAUUAUAUAUAUAAAUAUUAUAUAUAUUGAGAGAAAACAAAAUCAAAAUGAAAAAAAAAAUCAAUCAAUGCUGUUACAUAUAUAUUCUGAUGACAAAAGAGUAUUAAUCAAAAUCAAUCAAAAAAUUGAAACAAGAAAAUUAAUUUACAGAUUUACUAAAACAAUAGUUAUCACCUUCUCCUCCCUACUAAUGCUUAUAGUUAGAAAGCCAUAAUUAACUUUUCAUUUGUUCUAAUUGCCCGGUAAUUAAGUUGUAAACUCUUCUUCUUACCUGAGGUUUAUAUCUCUCUUUCCACCCUCACCCUAAUCUUAAUCCUCUUCUUUAAACUUUUUUUCUUCUCCUUCUUUUUUUGCAUAAAUGUUCCGGUUCUCUCACACCUUUUGUUCAAUAAUCGUUGUUGUUGUUUAUUUUUAAAUUUGUGAAAAAAAAUCUACUAUUUUAACUAAUUAAUUUAACUCUUCGUAACUCUCUUCAAGUGGAUAAACAAUCAAAAAAAAAACAAUAACCUUCUAACUGUGUAUAUAUAAUAUAAUGUGCGUCAAGAAAAAAACAAAAAGAUUCAAGCCCAAAGCUCAAAAAUACAAAAUUUGAUUUGGAUUAAGAAAAAGAUUCAUGUUAAUUGUUUCCGUCAUCAUUUGGGAUUAAUUUGGUUCCGUUUUUCUUUUGUAUGUAAUAUUACAAAAAUCAAUUCCAAAAGAUGAACUUCAAUAUCAACCACCAAUCAUCAUCAUUUUGGAUUUAUCAUCAUCAUCAUUUACUAUUAAUUUCUAACACGAUCAACUUUCUCUCUCUCUCUCUCUCUCUCACUCCAUCGCUGGGAUAUCAUCGCAUCAAUCACCUUGUUAAUUGCUGUUGCUGCAACUAAUGUUCAUCUUUGGGUAUUCAUUGUCCCUUCUCAUCACCAUAAAAAGAAAUUGCCACCACUUUCAACUAACGAAGAAGGAAAAGUUUAGCUCUGAGUGAGAUUUUCUCUCUCCCCUCAAAUAGCCGCAAUCGUCGUUGUUUCUGUUUACCUUUUUUUUUAAUGGAAAAAUUUGUUCGGUAAUAAGAAACCCGUAAAAACGAAAGUAGAGAAAAGCUCCAGAAAGAUGAGGAAGAUAAGAUUUUUGUUUUCUCUCUUAUCUAAAGAGAAAUAAAGAGAAAGAGAAACUUUGAUUACCUGUCUUGAGAAGGAGAAGAAGAAAAAUGGAGGAGAUGAUGAGGAUGAUGGAGGAGGAGAAGGAAGAAGAAAGAUAAACUUGUAAAUGUUUAUUAUUUUUUUUUUCUUUUCUGUUUGUGAAGCAAAUCAUCACUUUUUUAAGAGGAUGAGGAGAGAUGAUGAUGAACGUUACACAUAAAUGCGACUUAUUACUUUUUUCUCUUUCUUUUCUUUUCUUUCUUUCUCUCUCUCUCAUUUUCUCUUUACCUGUAACUUUUUCUAUUCAUCAAAAAAAGAGAUCAGAAGAUUCAACUUAUCGUCCAAUAUAUUGAUUCACAAUUGCUGAUGAAAAUAUAACCUUUUUUAUCAUGAUCGUCAUCAACUAUCUCACCACCAUCUCGAUGCUUCAUCAUAAUUAUAAUUAUUAUCAUCACAUUUUGACAAAAUUAUUAUCAAAAUUUUCUCAACCUGUAUCAUUAUCUUUAUCCAUAGACUCCCUCAUCUUUUUAUCCGCCUCCAUCUUUUCACAUUAUCCUUUUCUCUCUCACUCUCACUCUCACUCUCAUUCUUUAUCUUCUCUUGAAUCUUUCUUCUCAUUGUUACCUUGCUUUUCUUUCUCGUUCUGGAUUCUCUCUCUCUCUCUCUCUCAGCCUUUUCCCUAUCAUCAUCCUUGGCAUCAUUGGAAACCUUCAUUUACCCAAUUUUCUUUUCUCCCCCUCCCUGUUACUCUCUCUCUCUCUCUCUCUCUCUCUCUCUCUCUCACACAAUUUUUUGUUACCUUGAUUUCUCUGUUUCGAGGUUUUCUCUGUCUCUUCAUCAUCCUUGACUCCAUUGAAACCUUCAGCUAAUCAAUCAACAGUCUACACACCAUCAUCAUCGUCAUCAUCUGGUAUCUCUCUCUCUCUCUCUCCCUCUCUUCAACCAGAUCUCAACCUGUGUUUAUGACCCCAAAAAUGAUGAGCCUUUUUUUGCCUCUUUCAUAGCCUCAUUUUUUUUCAUAAAGUUGAUAAUUCCUGUCAAAUCAUAUAUAUUGUAAGAUAGAUGACCUUUUCAGAUCGUUAAUCACAACACACCAACAACCAAUCAUACACAUUACCUACAUACCCGGUGUUUUCCUCCUGAAUCAAUCCCUUUUCAUGUAAAACUGAAUUAAACAAAUUGGAUUAAUCGUUCAAAAAAUAACAAAACUAAUUUUGAAUUUA
This is a messenger RNA of Panonychus citri (citrus red mite), 4940 nucleotides long. It is a transcript of the gene foxo, whose product is annotated as forkhead box protein O-like. Bases 354 to 2219 code for a protein of 621 amino acids. The record is from RefSeq and is a predicted model, not a curated record. Gene Ontology annotation, cellular component: nucleus. The transcript is spliced from 4 exons. Lineage: Eukaryota; Metazoa; Arthropoda; Arachnida; Trombidiformes; Tetranychidae. Gene Ontology annotation, biological process: regulation of transcription by RNA polymerase II. Gene Ontology annotation, molecular function: DNA-binding transcription factor activity, RNA polymerase II-specific; RNA polymerase II cis-regulatory region sequence-specific DNA binding.